AUGCAAUCUCCGCGGGGAAUUGGAUGGAACCAUCAGGUGAACCACGUUCCUGCUGCCCCACGACAAUCUAGAUGUUUGUUCAUCCUCAUUUCCUCCUUGCGUGCUGCCUGCCACGCAGUCCUCUUUGAAGUCGCGCGGUUGUAUGUUUGGUACAACCCUGCGUGUUCAUCGGUUACGGUUGGGACACGAAGCUAUGCUGCGCGGUGUGCCGACACAAUUGCAUUCAUCGGGUUAUCAUACUGGGGCUUGAACGCUUGCUACUUUGCAAUGGCAGCGGGAAGUGUUGCACUCGGACUGCACGAGCCGAGAAUGUGGCCUGACUUGUUUGGGUCUUGGCGAGAUGCGUAUACCGUUCGGCGAGCUUGGGGAAGGACGUGGCAUCAGAACUUGAGAUGGCUCCUUGCCCCUCUUGGUGAAGUGACAUCAUUUGUUCUUGGGUUCAAACGUGGUACAUCAGGAUCAUUCUACGCACAGAUUUACGCUGCGUUCUUAUUCUCAGGCCUCGUACAUUCGGGAGGGGAUAUCGUACUCUCUGGAUCCUCCACCUCCGCUCACUCACGGCCGUUUUUCUCGAUGUCAUUCUUUUUCUCGCAAGCAGUCGUUAUUACCCUUGAAGACAUAUCAAUCCGGACCGCAAGACGACUGGGAGUCAAGGAUAGCAUUUGGACGAGAGCCUUGGGGUUUGUUUGGGUCGCGAUAUGGUUUGGGUGGUGUGUGCCUGAAUUCGUCGAGAAUAUGAUCAGGGCGGGUGGGGGAAUAAGGAGUUCUGCCAGCAGAGUGGGUGGGAAUGAUAUGGGCCUCAAUUUGGUGCAAGCCGCGAUGGUUGGAAUAUUUGUGUUUGAUACCGGGGAGUUUGCUGAAUCAUGGUUUGGGGUAUGA
Suillus bovinus is the source of this 879-nucleotide messenger RNA. Its product is annotated as membrane bound O-acyl transferase family-domain-containing protein. Bases 1 to 879 code for a protein of 292 amino acids. Gene Ontology annotation, biological process: lipid metabolic process. NCBI's taxonomy places the organism in Eukaryota, Fungi, Basidiomycota, Agaricomycetes, Boletales, Suillaceae. The record is from RefSeq and is a predicted model, not a curated record. The transcript has 4 exons.